Messenger RNA from Penicillium manginii, 837 nucleotides. RefSeq lists its product as uncharacterized. Lineage: Eukaryota; Fungi; Ascomycota; Eurotiomycetes; Eurotiales; Aspergillaceae. Bases 1 to 837 code for a protein of 278 amino acids. The record is from RefSeq and is a predicted model, not a curated record. The transcript is spliced from 4 exons.
AUGACGGCAACAGCAACGACUACGGACUCUACCACAACCACCACCAGUACUGCCGAAUCUACAGCGGAUUGUCUAGGACAAAUAGGGCAGCCAAUAAAAAAUUGGCUUACAUGCGACGAUCUUUCUGACAGAUGCGCGCAUGGCGACAGGAGACUACAAUUGCUUUUUCGAUACUCCUGUCUGCUUGCCCUUGCCAUGUCCGUUAUACGCAACCUGGGGAUCUCCGAGCUGUUUUUGGCAUGGAACUCGAACAUCCAAGGUAGUUGCGACGGAGUUUCCAGUGGUCAGCGCGUUUGUAUGCAAGCUCCUGGGGGUACAUGGAAAGCACCAUCAGUCACAAUUACAGCACCCACUGGUACUGGCGUCUAUUAUACUACAGCAACACCAGCCUAUCCAACACAAAGCGGCACUACCGGAAGCUGCGGCAAGUUUUACCAGGUAAUUUCGGGUGACGACUGCGCUACACUGAAUCUCAAGUUCGGACUUAAUCUCACACAGCUGCAUAUCAUGAACACUUUCAUUGAUUCAAACUGUUCCAAUCUCUGGCUCAACUAUGAUAUAUGUGUAGCACCAGUCUCUGAGCCGAGUAUCUCGACUGAUGGGGCUUGUGGAGUGGGUGUGACUUGCAUUGAUAGUGCAUUUGGGAACUGUUGCUCGUCUACAGGAAAAUGCACUGUGAGCACUAACGGCCUUUGUGGGCCCGAUAAUAGCUAUAUGACUUGCCCGGGCUCUGAAUUUGGCGACUGCUGCAGUAGUAAGUGUACCCUCCUUUAUAUUCAGCCUUUUCACUUGCUGGGUUCUACGCGCAAGUGCUUUCUGAGUGAUCAUAAUGACUGA